AUGGUUCUCUUGUCCCUCCUUGGGCUUCUCAUAAGUUGGGAGUUCUCUAUCAACACAAAACAAGAUGCAAUAAAAGAGAUGAAGAAAAUUCUUUUAAAAAACAAGAAAAAAAUAGGUGAUGCUGAAGGGAAACUUGAAGAGGACACUGAAAGAUUUGAAGAAUUUUUGAAGGAAACUGAUAGAAAUGUAGUGGAGGCUUUGAAACUUGCAGACCAAGAAACUAAAGCUAAACUUGAAAAGAUCACAGAAACCAAGAAAGUCACUGCAGAAAUUCUGGCACUUAAAAGUGACAUUGCUAAAUGUGAAGAGACUCUUAAGGAGUACAAAUUAUAUGAACAUUUCCUUAGCCUGUUGUCUCCAUCGGAAUGGCGGGAAGCUCAAAAUGAGAAAAGAGUAAUCAGGGAGGAGGCAGCAAAGAAAACAUAUAGAGAAAGAAGUUUGCUUUUUCCACCUGUAACAAAAAGGUCAGAUGGAAAGUUAAUGAGAUUAUUGUCUAAAGCAGAAGCUAUGAGAGAGCAUAGAUAUCUGCCCUCUCGUAUGUCAUCUGUCACUGAAAGUAAGAGAUCAUCAACUAGAACUCCCAGUGAAGCUUCUACUGAUGAGCGGGAAACGCAAACUGGCAAUUCAGACAGUGAAGAGGAGCCUGAACUAUAUUUCACUGAUCCCCAACAGCUACUUCAGAUUUUUGCAGAUCUGGAAGAACAAAAUGCAAUUUUAAUGAAAAAGGCUCAAGAAUUAGAUGAAGCUAUGCAGGAAAUCAAAGCAAGAAAGACCACCAGUCAGGAAAGAAUGAACCAGAAAAUAAAAGCUCUUAAUGAACAGAAGAACAUGCUUUCAGAGGCCUUAGUCAAAGAACAAGAACAGAUUGCAGAACUUGAGCUGAAAACUAAGAUGUUUACUUUUGAGAAUGUGACAUUAGAAGAUCAGGAUAACAUUUUAGCUACACUAAAGAAAAAAAUUACAGAUGUAUACACAAGUUGUAUAGGUGAGGUCCAGGCAGCAAUAGACACUGUGCAAAUGUUAUCAAGCAUUGAAAAUCGACUUGGAGAAUUGCAAGACGCAUUAGAGUCACUUCCAAAGGAAAUGGUUGCAGCUGCACAAAAAGCAAAGCAAAGGGAAAGAAGGAUGAGAAACCAUCAAGAAAAGGUAAAGGAUGAAUUAGUAAAACAAGAAAAGCGUAUGAUGCGAUCCCUGGAAAGAGCAACCGCAUCUCCUUGCAGAACUGAAGGGAGGAAACUUAUGAAACGUUCUGAGCCUCCACUACAAUCAAGGCGGCAAAAAAAAAUGGUUGCUGAGAAUCUGGCAGCAAAGAAACAGGAAGAAUAUCAGUAUUUCUUUACUUGA
Bufo bufo (common toad) is the source of this 1344-nucleotide messenger RNA. It is a transcript of the gene CCDC38, whose product is annotated as coiled-coil domain containing 38. The transcript has 11 exons. Lineage: Eukaryota; Metazoa; Chordata; Amphibia; Anura; Bufonidae. Gene Ontology annotation, cellular component: centrosome. The coding region runs from base 1 to 1344 and encodes 447 amino acids. The record is from RefSeq and is a predicted model, not a curated record.